GACAAGGAACCAAACGUUGCUAAGCGCGGGUGGUCCCGCCUCUUAGAUAGAGCUGAGGUUCUGAUUGGUAAAGUCUUCAAAAAGACGACUUUCUAUUGGCUCACAUGUGUAUUUGUUUCUCCUGAAGAUACACAGUCGAAAUGAAUAGUGCAAAUUGCUGUCUGUUGCGAAAUAUAAAAGAUAGUGAAAGGAAUUUGAAAUCAUAAUGGGUAUACAUUUUGCAGUAGAUACAAAAGACAUCGCCAACUUAAUGUUGAAGUCAUGUCACUCCUGUAGAUGGCGGUAGUAUUGCGACGUCGUGGAUGUUAGCUGCUGUAAAAGCUCACAGAAGAAGAACCGUUGCCGGUGUUAUGGACCUUGGUGAAUGAUUCGGAGCUGGGUGCUGCAUCGAUGGUGCCUCUGAUUUUAUAUUUAAAAUGAUGGACGGGACAAAAGACAGCGUAGCGUUCAAAAGUGUUGCUGAAAGACUAACACUCGGCAUUACUCGAAUCCUUGAGAACAUGCCUGGUGUUGUUGAUGUGCGUCUCGCAGAGAAAGAGCCUGCGGAGAAAAGGAGUCUGCUGUCGUGGGAACAGAAAAACAAUUGUAUUUUACCAGAGGACCUGCGAGAUUUUUAUCUGACAACAGAUGGCUUUACACUAACUUGGAACGUUAAACUUGACAAUGAAUGUGUCCCAUUAGGAUUGAUGACAAUUCACAGUGUAGGCAAGUUACGGCCUCUCGUCCAGCCAACAUCACUUUUCUCUCUCCCAAAUGCACCUUCUCUGGCUGACGUGGACUGGGAGGAGAGCAGCUCUGAAUGCGUGUUUGAGAACGGUCCUCCUCCUCCUCCACAUUUUGAUUCCCGGAGCUGCAUCUUUGAGUUGGAUUCCUGUGGCGGGAAUGGCAAGGUGUGCUUGGUGUACAAAAACUCCACCCCAGGUGUGGUAGCACAGCAGAGUGAAAUUUGGUUCCUGGACCGUGCUCUGUGCUGGCAUUUCCUAACCGCGACCUUCUCCUCCUACUACCGCCUGAUGAUCACGCAUCUGGGACUGCCUGAGUGGCAGUAUUCUUUUACACCUUAUGGCCCCAGCCCUCACGCCAAGCAGUGGGCAUCACUGUACCAGCCGCUGACUUUCAGAAAUGAUCUCAGCCUGAGUGAUGUCGGAGACUCCCACCUGAACAAGCUCGACCCCACUAAGGCCUUUAAAACCAAAGCCAAGGUACCCACCCCGAAAAAGAAGCCAUCGGCACCGUGCAGCCUAGCGAGCAAUACUAAAAGCCAAAGCAGCGGAGCGAAACCCAGCGCAGUAAAGCGAUGAAACUGGUUCUUUUGUGCACGCUAAACAAUCACAGCUGUACUGUAUCGUCGCAGUAUUUAACCACUACAUAUUAGUAGUGAGAAUCCAUGCUCACGGCUUCUUUUUGCAGCUCACAAGCGGCGGCACCUCUGGUAAAAAAAAAAAACUAUCAGCAGCAUAUAAGUGAUAUCUGCAUUUUUUUUGUACUGCUUAUGUAGUUGUAUGACGAGGCUUGAUUAUGGUCAUUGUAAAUAUUUAAUUUUGGAACAUAUCAUAUAAAUAAUGACAUAGAACGCAGUAAUUUGAAGAAGAUAACUGCAUAAAUAAGAACAAAAUAAUCCUGCAGGAAAAAUAGUUUACACUGAGGAGUGUGUUUUUAACCAUUUGAACUUAGAAAGGUAGAACAGUACAGGAAACAAGUGGAUUUACAAGUGACUGUAUGUAAGUCCAUCGAGAAAGUCAGCAAGGUAUGUUUCUCAAAUAAAUGGCUCAGCAUGCUCGAUCAGUUUAGGCUCAAGUAUUUUCCAAGUAGUUCCAACACCUAGGUCACAUUUGCACAUUUUUGCCAGUAGACUUGUUUUUAUGAAUGUAUGGCACCUUAUUCCUCAAUAUAAUAUGAAUAUACUACUGAAGCUUAUGUAAGAGGUAUGUUUAUGCUUGUGAUAUUCAGUCAGACCAGUUCAGUUUUUACACCAGCAUUAAAACACUGCAACCUCUGUUGGUGAAAACAUCUGUUUCGGGUAUCAGCUUGUUAGCCGAGCCAACAUUUCCCUCCUGUGUGUAAACAGGAUGGUGAGAAUUUGCAUAUAAUAGUAAGUAGCCCUUUCUAUUUUAAGUGAUGCCGGUUUUAUAAAUUGUUAGUGUAAGAUAUUUGAGAUGUUUUUUGUUUGAUUUUCACAGUAAAUUUGGAAUGUUUCAACUGUAGACGUGCGAUUCACGUUCAUAUUUGAGGGGUCUCACACACAUACGUCAUUGUCGAUGUUUUGUUUUUCCAGCGAUGCAGUCUCCUCUUCUAACUUUUCAACACUAGUGCAUGUUUGAAAGACUGGAGGGUGGUGGAGUUCCACCAAGAGUUUGUAAAUCCCCGCACCCAGCACACCUCCAAUUGUUGGGGCAACAAUAGGCACCCACCACCAACCAUUUCCUGACCUGUACACAGCAUACAAAACACUAGUAAGCCAUCAAAGAAAUAUGUUUUGCAUAUUUGUUUCUUAGUGUCAAUACCUGAACACAUCAGGCCCCCAGCCUGCAAUGGCAGUGAAUAACCUCGGUCCGAUGUCUCUGGUGGGGUUGAUCGCGUAUCCGCUGUUGCUUCCCAAAGAAAUGCCGAUGAGUAGCACCAAGACACCCACGAUGGCAGGCUCGCUGGAUGUUGCUGCUGGUUUGUUUUUCUGGUCUGACAAAGCCAUCAGACACAACAGCAGCAUUGCUGUACCAAAAACCUGC
Doryrhamphus excisus (bluestripe pipefish) is the source of this 2726-nucleotide messenger RNA. It is a transcript of the gene tpgs2, whose product is annotated as tubulin polyglutamylase complex subunit 2. The record is from RefSeq and is a predicted model, not a curated record. Gene Ontology annotation, biological process: protein polyglutamylation. NCBI's taxonomy places the organism in Eukaryota, Metazoa, Chordata, Actinopteri, Syngnathiformes, Syngnathidae.